GUUCUCUGAUCCCCAAACCCUCUGGUCUCUUUAGAGAGUGAUUGCCGGCAUGGAGGAUGAGAAGGCAGCCCUCACCUUGGCCAUGGCUGACCGGCUGCGAGACUACCAGGAGCUCCUACAGGUGAAGACUAGCCUCAGCCUGGAGGUGGCCACCUACCGGGCGGCAGAGACAGUCACCCCGGUGGGGACGCUGUUCCAGGGCUGCAGUGGCUGCCACCAUGAAUUCAGAAAAACUCCCUAUCAAUACAGCACCUCAGUGUUACAGAGGGAAAACGAGAGAAACCUCUUUCCAAGGCAGAAGGCGCCCUCCGCGACCUUUCAUCACAGCGUGGCGCCGCGUUCUAACCUGCCGGCUCGGCCAGGAUCUCCAAAGGCCAUGGGAAGCGCUGCCAGAAGAGGCCUCCUGAGCUCCGGAGCCACCUCCUUUACAACCACCCGCCUGGAAAACGCCUAUGAAAAAACUGCCAGCCGUCAAAGCAACCUCAGAACUUUCUCUCCAACCCCUGAUCUUUUAAGAAGUACUGAAGCUCAAGUGAGAACUGAAGGGACAAAGGAUGCCCCCGCCAGCUCAGCCAGAGAGUCCCCUCUUGCCCGAAAGCCCUACCAGGAGCGCUGGGACCACGUGACGGCAGGGGCUUCCAAAAGCACUUGGUCGAAUGAGAGGACCGUCUUUUUGGGAAAGGAAACAGAAGCUGAAGCCACGAGGGAGCAGGAGAGAGGCAGACCGGGAACCAUCCAAACAAAGCGAGAAGAGAAAAUGUUUGAUUCCAAAGAGAAGGCUUCAGAGGAAAGAAACCUAAGGUGGGAAGAACUGACGAAGUUAGAUAAAGAAGCCAGAAAGCGAGAAAGCCAGCAAAUGAGGGAAAGGGCCAAAGAGAAGGAGUCACUGAAGGAGAAAAGUGUGAGGGAGGGAGAGAUACCGAUCAGUCUGGAAGCCUCCCCGGGCGGCAGCCCAGAGGUGGCCCCGCAAGGUCCCCAGGUGCCCCUGCAGAAGGACGCUGGUGAAGGGACAGGUAGACGGGUGGAAACAAGGGAGGCUGGGUUCAGGCUGAGCACCAGUGACACCACAGGCUCUCUGAAAGGCGACUCCAUGACCGAGACCAUAGCCGAAAACAUCGUGUCCAGUAUCCUGAAGCAGUUCACCCACUCCCCCGAGACAGAAGCAUCAGCCAGUGCUUUUCCAGACACAAAAGUCACUUACGUGGACCGGCAAGAGCUCCCCGGAGACGGGAAAACAAAGACUGACAUAGUCGUGGAGUCGAAACUGACUGAGGAAGUUGAUGUUUUGGAUGAAACGGGCCUGGACUACCUCUUAAACCAGGGUACUAAGGAGGUGGGGCUGAAAGGGAAGUCAGCUGAGCGGGUGAUCGGAGAUAUAAUCAAUCUCGGGCUGAAAGGGAGAGAGGGGAGGGCGAAGGUGGUCAACGUGGAGAUCAUUGAAGAGCCCAUGAGCUAUGUCGGGGGUGAGAAGGCGGCUGAGUUUUCUACCCCAUUCCAGGUGGAGGAGGUGGAAGAUGCGUCUCCGGGCUCCAAGGGGCUUGUCGAGGAGGAGGAAGGUUAUGAAGAAGCGGAUGUCACGUUCUCAGGGAGUCGACAUAAAAAGGCUCGGCCGCCCCAAGAGGACGUAACUCACGUUGAAGAAGUGAUGGAGGCAGGUGACUCGGAGGGAGAGCAGAGUUAUUUCGUGUCGACCCCGGAUGAACAGCCCGCGGGGCGCGAUGGAGACGAAGGCUCCGUGUAUGGGCAGAUCCACAUUGAAGAGGAAUCCACCAUCAGGUACUCCUGGCAGGAUGAAAUUGUGCCGGGGUCUUGGAGAAGAGGCAAUAAGGACGAAGCGCUGGGAGAGAAGGUUGUGAAGCCACCGGAUGUUCCAGAACCAUUUCUGGAGGGGGACCUGGGUUCUACUCACUGGAAAGAGCAGACUAGGAGUGGUGAAUUUCAUGCCGAACCCAUAGUCAUUGAAAAGGAAAUUAAGAUACCACAGGAAUUCCACACGUCCAUUAAGGAAGGCUUCAAGGAGCCCAGACACCAGCUGGUGGAGGUCAUCGAGCAGCUGGAAGAAAGCCUCCCGGAACGCAUGAAGGAGGAGCUGUCUGCCCUGACCAGAGAGGACCAGGGCGGGGCCGAGGGCGUUUCUGUGGACGUAAAGAAAGUCCAGACCGCAGGUGGUGGGUCUGUGACCUUAGUUGCCGAAGUCAACCUCUUGCAGACUGUCGAUGCCGACCAAUUAGACCUGGAGGAGCUGAGCAAGGAUGAGGCGGGUGAGAUAGAGAAGGCGGUGGAGGCGGUGGUACGGGACAGCUUGGCCAAGCGGCAUAGCCCGGCACCUGGGAGCCCAGACGAGGAGGCCGGAGCGGAGGCCCCGGCUGCCGGCUUCCGCUUCAAGCGCUGGGCCACCCGGGAGCUGUACAGCCCCUCUGGUGAGGAUGCCCACGCCGGCCCCGCCUCUCCCGGCCUAGAGCAGGUUGCUUCCCAGGGCCCGGUGUCGGCCACCGUGGAAGUCACCAGCCCAAGGGGCUUUGCCCAGUCACAGGUGCUAGAGGACGUCACUCAGUCUGUAAGGCACGUUAAAAUAGCGCCCCCUGGAAUUUGGAGGACUGAGCAAGUCUCACCCGAAGGACCCACUGCACAAGUGGUGGAGGUAAGUGGGGAAAGCGACCUGAGUCGGGCAGCGAGCUCGGCGGGAGCCAGCUGGUCUGCGAGGCACUUUCCUUUGGGUCCCGAUCAAAGUCAAGUGUCCACAGAAGUCGUCUUCCAGGGGCCUGUCCCUGCCUGUCCCGAGGCAGGGGAUGCAGAAGAGCCUGGCCCGUCAGAGCUUUCCACUGACGCCGACAGAUCGGGGAGGCACAGCUCAUUUGACUCCAGACAGUUUCAUGCUAAGAGGGAGAUAAUUUUUCAGGCCCCCAUUUCUGGGACAGGGAAGGCUGGUGAUCAUUUUCAAACAGAAGAGUCAGCGGGUACCCAGACCUCUGUAACGCACCUUCAGUUAGGCCCUAGGGAGGGGUUCAGUGAGCAAAUCCAGCUCACAGCCCCCCUUUCAGAGCAGGUGGAGUUGGAGGUCAGAGAAACUUCUGUGGACACUGAAGCGUGGACAGGGAGUGGCACGUCCACCAUGCAUGUCAGAGUCGGGUCUCAGAGGCACCAAACCACCGAGCAGAUAGUUCCCCCGCCCUGGGAAUUUAGCGACUCAGAAAGCAGUGCCCACAGCGAGGGCGGGGCGGAUGUGAGCCAGGCCACCCGCAGUUACACCGUGGGGAGGAAAAUCCUGAUGACUGAAAGGAGCACCUUCCAAGGGGCUGGGUCUCCUCAGGAGACCAGCGUGGGAGACACGUCUGGGGUGGAAGUGACAUCGGGCAUGAGCAGGUCCUUUAGGCACAUUCAGCUGGGCCCCGCAGAAACCCAAACCUCUGAGCACAUUGUCUUCCACGGACCAGUCUCCACAGCAUUUGCCCUUGCUGGCUCGGGAGGCUCCCCUGAGCUAGGCGAGGUGGCAGAUGGCAGCAGAACAGUAAGGCAUGUUGCACUGGGGCCCAAAGAAACCUCAUUUACCUUUCAGAUGGACGUGAGUAAUGUAGAGGCGACCCCCCGCUGGACACAAGAGGCCACAGUCCUCUUUCCCCAAGGGACGGAAGCAGAAGCUUGUAGCGAGUCUGACCGUGGUGCUUGGAGAGAUGCCGGCAGUAGGAAUGACCUGGCAGCCGGCGCGAGCUUUCAGGGCUCUGCUUGGGACAGACACCAGGCCGCCAGGGAAAAGGGCAAGGAGCAGGCUGAGUUUGAUAAGACGGUGCAGCUACAGAGGAUGGUAGACCAGAGGUCUGUGAUUUCGGAUGAAAAGAAGGUUGCCCUCCUGUAUCUAGACAAUCAGGACGAAGAGAAUGAGGGACACUGGUUCUGAUGAACAGAUGCUGUGUUUUAUAUGCUGUCUUACUUGGUAGCAACCAACACACAAAGGCCUUUACUUCUUUUGAGGGAGGGAGGCUCACUCUUUAUUAAAACCUCCCCCUGUUUUUACUUUCUUCAAAGAGUGCUCCAGGCAAUGUCAAUUUGCUUUAUAAUCUGUAAAGUUUUCAAACUAAUUCGUGCCUUAAAAGGUGUUGGAAUUUUAUUGAGUUGGGACUUUGACAAAAAAAAUCUUUUUUUAAUCUUUUUAGUCUUAAAAGUUCCUUUCUCUGGAGUUUUCUUUCUACUCCUAGAGACGAUUUCUACCCCUUUUGCACCUGGUCACAGAAGUGCCUCGCAUUCUGUUUGAAGCUAUAUUUAACUAUCUAGGUAAGUUACGAGAUUAAAGUAACUAACAAGAUUAAAGUAAAACAUACAUUAAAUAUAUAAGAGUAAAUUUUAUUUGCAUGUGCCAAUAUGAAAUAGUUAACUAACAUCUUAAGGGAAAAAUGAACACAUUUUUCUCUGUCUGAAGUCUUCAAAAAGAAAUCAUAGGAAAUAAGCAGAUUAAAGAAAAAAAAUCUAAGUGAUUUCAUCUUUAGGAAAAAGUUACUUAUCACAGAGUUAAAUUCAUUUUAAGACUUGAGUGAAUUGCUUUCUAUGUGCAGAACUUUAAAAAAUAUAUAUAGUAUUUUAUUUAUGGAGAGGAUAGCUCCCGUCUAGCACAGGGUUUCCAGUCAGCACACUUGCUGUGUUUACACGGGCUCUUGGAAACCUGUAGUGGGUCCGGAAGGAGCCAGGAGGUGGUCAUUAUGGAGAAUCGCUUACAGUACCAGUUUUUUAUGGAACUAGGUCAUUAAGUAGUGCACAGUCUAAAUAAAUAGUUUCCUUCAUUAUAACCUUUAGAGUAGCCAGCUCUCGUCAGAGUAUAUUUGAGCUUUCCUGCACCUUAGCCCUUAGCAUCGAAACAGGCAGUUGUACUGAUGGGAGGCAGACCCUGAAGAUAGUAAGAAGGACGUUGAUGCCACGUCGAGACCAUGGCUGGACUCGAGGGACGCUCACGCACAGUCAGGUUGGAAGCCCAGGAAGAUGGGAUGGAGGCCUUUCUGAGCUCGAAGAGUUAAGAGAUGAAACAUGGCAACCAACGUCACGGAGGUUUUUGCACUUUUGACAGAAGUCGUCAGAGUUGGGGUGUUUUGUCCAGGGACACAAAUAAUACAUUAAAUAGAAUAAGAUGUUUUGGGGAGGGAACUGGGUGCCCCUCCUGCCCCCCAACCCCGAAGCCCCCAGGGAGGGCCCUGGGGGAGGGCAGAGGACCUCCUCUCCUGGGCUGCAGAGUGUGGACCUGCAGACAUGCACCACUGAGUCUAAGAUAGGACAGUGAGUGGCUCUGUUGGACACAAGGGUAUUGUUUUUAAAGCUUCUAUCUUUAAAGGUGUAGCAUCACAUAAAAAUAGUACUUCUAGCAGCACAGUGUUAUUCUAACCCAGACUAGUUCCUUUCACAUGAUGUCUAAACCAUACUUCCUCUAACACAGUGUCGUAGAACCACCUGGUUAGGGCACUGAGGGGUAACAAUCGAGGGGUUGCUGUCCUCAGGUAGGUUAUGAUGCUGGGCGGCAUGGCGGGUCGGAGGGAGGUAUGGAAUUUGAGGGUCUUCCUCUGCGUUUCACACGAUGGCCCUCACGCCCCCCCGCCCAGAUGCGUAUCUCCUUAGCGGCCAGGAGUGGUGACAGCGGGUAGUUUAGGGAGAGUGUGUUUUCCUAAUCGAACGUGGAGGUUAAAUGCAGCACAGCUUUCAGGAUGAUCUAUUUUAAAAACACCGUGAAGCAGGGUAGAGAAAGAAAGUUGAUCUGAACUGCGAGCGGGAACCUUUGUUACCUGCCAAAUGAACUCGCUGGUGAUUGUGACAAGUUGGUACAGAGGUGACGGCUUUGCCAACAAAGACUUCUCGUUUCUAAUAGAAAGGUGAGCUGAUUUUAUGUUAGUGGUAGCUAGUGAAUGGUAUUUGUAUAAGUGAUUUAUUGGUGAGAAUUUGGUCAAGGUGACAGCCUACUGUUUUGAUGAAAAGACUGAUGAUGGAGAGGAGUCCGUUAUGUGUGUCUAAGUGGGCUUCAUUUAAUAUCACUUAAUGAGUGCUAACGUGAAUAGGUUGUUUAUUUCACGGCUCACUUCCUUUGGAAAAUAAAUACCUUAGAUCUUAACUUUUAUCUCUGUGUUAGAACUCGUAUCUUCAGAAGCAUCCUGCCAAGAGUACUAGUACCGAGUCAUGAGCUGCCAUAUUACUCAGUCCCCGGAUCCCCCAGAGCAGGGUGCUCUGUGACAGUCACCCCAUGGCUCCGGUUCCUUAAAAACCAGUCACUCCGGAGACAACACAGUCGGCUUGGUGGGACAGGGUAAGGACACAGCCAGUCUUCUCAUGUUUAUUGCUGUGUAGACGAGAUGGUACCAAGGGACUGUUUUUCACCUUCCUGCUGGUUGUUUUGAUAUUGUUUGUUUUAAAAUGUAUAUUUAGAAUGGAAUCAUCUAAAGAGCUGAUCCUGCUAACCUCCUGUUCCCUACAAAGGGAAAUGUCAUAUGAAUGUGUAAAAAUAAAACUCUGAGAAAAAACAAACGCUCCACUUGUUCCUAAAGAGAAUGAAUGUUUUCCAGUAGGUGUUUUUGUGGUUUCUUUUAAAUCCUAAUGAAAGCA
Vicugna pacos (alpaca) is the source of this 6570-nucleotide messenger RNA. The record is from RefSeq and is a predicted model, not a curated record. Lineage: Eukaryota; Metazoa; Chordata; Mammalia; Artiodactyla; Camelidae.